GCGGAGCAGGCGGGGUGAUCAUGGCGGAAGGCGGAGGCGCGGAGGCGGAGAAAAAACGCGGCGAGAUAACGAUUCGGCCAGGCCCUCUGUUCCCUCCUCGGUGGGGUGCACACCAAAACACCGCCACAACAGCGCUUGAGUUGAUCGUGAAACGAGUGACAGCAAUAAUAAUGUCGGUGAGAGAGGUGUCGAGCGCAGAGUUCUACCAGCUUUCACGGAGAACGGAGGGGAAGCUAUUGGUGGCACAGUUCACCGCGACUUGGUGUGGACCGUGCCGGCGGAUUGCUCCUCAAUAUGAAGCCCUGGCGAGGAGGAUGCCGGAGGUGGAGUUCGUCAAGGUGUACGAACACAACAGUCGAGACGCCAUCAUCGCGUCGGGGGUGCGGUCCUUCCCCACUUUCCACUUCUACCUCGGCGGAGCAAAGGUCGACGAGUGCCGUGGAGCGAAUAUCGCAAACGUGGAGCAGAAAGCGAGUCAGCACCAGGCGGCCGCAAGCUCCGCGGGGGGUCCCGUCAUGGUCAAGCUCCGCUUCGAGCGACAGAAACCCAGGGAGAGCGGCGAGGGCUUCAUCCUGGUGGCGCAAGAGACGGACGUAGAAGUUCACGCGUCCGAGGGGCUAGAAUUCUUCAAGUUUCAGGUGCUCUCUUUAACCGACAUCGAGACGAAGGAGCAAACCCUCGCCGCGGGCGACUCUAGCACCCCCAUAGACAGCGACGCCGACCUCACGGCCGCGCUAAGGAAGAUGGGGGGUGGGGUGUACGGCAAUUACCCUGUCAUACGGGUCUCGAAACGCUCGAACGUUGCACGAGGAGGAGCAAGCGCGGGCCGGGCCUCGGCAGCGACAGCGGCGGGGGCAACCGCGUCUAAGGUCGACUGGGAGGGAUGCUGCUCCCGAACCAUCCCGUUGGCUGUGCUUUCUCCUCCCGCUCGUGCUCUCUCACCCGCAAGGUUCUUCGGGGGGAGGGCCGUGAUCCAGCCGGCGUACGUCAUCCGCGAAGAGACACUCCUGCCCGAGGGGGAACUCAGCCCCCUCCAGAAGAAGAAGGCCGGGCCAGAGGCAAUCCUCGUUGUCUGCAAGGCCUGUGCGGAGAACUGCUUUGUUCCCGGAAGGGCCGGGCCCAGCGCCGCUAUCUCAACAGCCGCAGCGUUCGUGUGCCAGUCCAAGGAAGCGUGCGGGAAGGGCUACGGGUCCGACCUCUUCUCCGGCCGCGCAGACGCAGGGGCCGAGGUGCUCCCGCCGGGCUCCCCGCCCGCGGUAGCCGCCGAAGCCGCUGCCGCCGGCGCCGCCGACAAGGUUUACUACGCCGCCAGAGGGCUGCCGCCGGCGACCACCAAGAACAGUGACAACCCCGAGAUGGCCGACAUGAGGCGGCAGAUCGCGAGCGGGAUGAGGAGUGCCCUCGCUUACGAGGACGGCGCGCUGCAGGCCAAGGCCCGGGCCGUCCUUCCCACUGAGGGGGGGAGCAUUGUCGAGAAGGGGGCGGAGAUGGCCGCCGCGGGAGGGUUCUCUGAGGAAGAGGGCUUGGCUCGGGCGUUGUUGAGCUGGUUUAAGAAGGACUUCUUCAAGUGGACGAACAAGCCUCCGUGUUCCGGUUGCGGGGCGCGCGGCGCCUGCAUGCAGGGCAAGGGGGGCUGCGCCCCGACCCCCGAGGAAGCUUCGAGCAAGGCUUCCGUGGUCGAGCUGUACUUUUGCAAGGAGUGCGGGGCAGAGACGCGGUACCCCCGCUACAACGAUCCCGCCAAGCUACUGGAGACGCGGAACGGGCGAUGCGGCGAGUGGGCAAACUGCUUCACGCUCAUGUGCCGGGCGGUCGGGUUGGAGGCGAGGUGUGCAAGGGACUGGACUGACCACGUCUGGACCGAGAUCUGGAUCCCAGCUAGGAACGCAUGGGUGCACGCUGACGCCUGCGAGAACAAGCUCGACAAGCCACUUAUGUACGAGCAAGGCUGGAACAAGAGGCUGUCCUACGUCGUCGCCUUCGGCAAGGACGGCGCGGUCGACGUAACGCGAAGAUACACGCGUCGUUGGCUACAGGUGCUGUCGCGCCGAAAUUUGGUCCCAGAGAAGUGGCUGGCCGGCGUCAUCGGCAGCCACUCGGCAGCGAGAACGGCGACGAUCGUUGCCAGGCUCGCUGAAGAGCAGAGGGAGCUCCAGCGGUACGAAUCGAUGCGCUGUGACGGCGACGGUCUCGACACUGAGGAAAAGGAGGGUCGGCAGUCGGGGGACGCCGAAUGGAUCGCGUCUCGCGGGGAGGGGGGCGGUCCCGCCGGAGCAGCCGGAGGGUCACCACAGACGGCGGCGGCGGCGGCGGCGGCUUCUCCGUUUACCGGCGUGCCGAUGGCCAGUCUCCAACCGGGCGGCGGUCUCGCUCUCUGCGUGGCGGCCGUCGUGGAACGUCCCGGGGACGCUUCCGUCCUCGUGGGCGGGGCCACGGUGUGUCGGCUGUCGGAGGGUGGUAGGGGCCACCGCGGGGCCGUCUGCGUCGCCGCCGUUUCGGCGACCACCGGGGUUCUCCUCGGCGCGAACACGUUCGUGCUCGGCAGCGAGGCUGACUUCGCCGCGGCAGCGUGGUUGGACGGCCUGCCUGACGGCGCCGUGGUAGCCGUCGCGGCCGCCGCCGGCGGGCAGCGGAAGGAGCAAGCGGGCCUUGGCGCCGGGCUUACGGAGGCGAUGUUGGUGCAGCUCUUCGGGGAAGGUAGCCCAGAUACCGAUCCCUUCGAUGGUACGUCGAAGCCUUCGGACGACGAGAGCACGCCAACGGCGAUCGCGGUCGUGGGCUUGAGGAAGGGACCGACCGGUGCCCGGAGAUGGGCUCGCCGUCAGCACCGGGGCGAAGACGGUGGCGGCGGGCGCUGCGCCCUGUACGCGGAAAUCCUGCUGCCCCCCCCCGCCUCGGGCCGCGCCGCCGCCGUGCAGGUCGAACUGCAGGACAAGCUUUCCCUGUGCCCGCUGAAAUCGCUGCAAGCCGAAGGCGAUGCGGUGGCGGCAGCGACCACGCCGUCUGCGGCGGCGGUUUCUGCGCCCGCCCGCGGAACCUGCCGCCGCGCGGGGGAACCGACGGUGUCGGUGGGGCCGUCGGUCGACCUGGUUGACUGCCCGGGCUGGACGACCGUGCUCCAACUUCCCGGGGACGAGGCGGGGGGUGCGUCGGCCGACGACGCGGAGAAGGAGGAGGUGUCGGCGGUGCCCCCUGUAGGCUGGGUGGUGACGACGGUUCACCCUGCGGUCGGCGGGACGCACGAGGACACGGAGGAGUUCGAUGACGGGCCGGUCGGGUGCCCCGCGUUUGUCAUGGGCGGCUCCCCCGUCGCGCUAACGGUGGACGGCAGCGUGCCCCCGUUCCUGCCGGCCGGCCGCGUGCGAGAGAUCGUCGGGUGGAGCGGAGACGCCGUCAACGGCGUCCAGGUGGUCUACGACGUCCAAGGGGAUGCCGUCCGAGGGCCGACGCGGAUGGGCGACCACGGCCUGUACCGCCAAUCGAAUUUCGUGCUGGAUGUCGAGGGCGGAGAGGUGUUGACCGAGAUAUCCGUCAGGGCUGGGGCCAUCGUCGACAGCCUGCGGGUCAGGACGAACAAGGGCCGGGAAAGAACGUGGGGGGGCGCCGGCGGGCACCUGCAGCGAACCUGGCACGUUCAUACGGGGAGCUCGUUCCUGGGCUUUCACGGAGGCGUCGGGGGCCACUUGCACAGCCUCGGGGUAACUCUUGCUGAGAGGGGGGGGCAGGCAGCGGGGGCGAACGGCGAGAGUUCCCUGGCCCUUGACCCAGUCGUGAAGACCAACCUGUACGCCGCCGACAGAGUGGCGAGGGCGUGUGCCCAGUUUUUGGCGUUCAAUGCUCCGCCUCCCGUCGGCGGCAAGGCGGGGCGCUCCGCAGCCGCGUCGUCGCCAGCACUGCGGAGCCCCCUCCCUGGCCCGCCGGCUCUCGAGGAAGUCGUGACCGCGCUCGAGACCAUGCGCAAGUACGCCGACAAUCUCCUGGCGUCUCCCCUGGACCCGAAGGUUGCCCGCAUCCGCCUUGCGAACGGAUUCUUCGAUCGCAAGAUCGGCAGGCUGGCGGGAGGCGGAGGCGUCGUUCGCGCCAUGGGGUUCGGGCUUGCCGACGAAGGCGGCCGCAUGCAUUACGUCUUUCGGAGGCAGGGGGCUGGGGGCGGGCUCGGGGGACUCCGACGCGCGCGUCAGACCCUGAUCGAUUUUGCGGCGGCUUUGAAAUCGCCGGUUUAGGUAAAAACCGUCAAAAAACCGCGACACUCCGAAAUGUGCGGAGGGGUGGCACGUUGCACGUCCACCCGAAGAGGACGUAGUGAGCGAGUGUCGCUAGCGGCCACGCGAUCAUCACAAGUGAAUGCUUUAUGCGACCCCCUUUUGUUUCGGUGUCCGAUCUACGGCUGCCCGUGUGCGUAAUUCCUGGCUCCGUGAUCGGAGGUUGUUUUUGCCGGAGGAAAGAGAUGCCAGGCGGAGGUUGUUACGUUUUAGCGUACAAACGUCACGUUUUUUUAUUGUACCACAAGCGCUGAGCCAUCAGAAAGGGUGCUGGUCCCAAUCAGUGUGAAGAGGAAGUGCAUCGUAGUGUUGCACAUGGUGUUCCUGGUUCAGUUGCGUAAGUUCUGCAAGCGUCCCUUUGUGAAUGGAGUGGCGAUUGCAGCUGCUUCUCGUGAAUUGUAGGGCGAUCGAUGUGGUACUUGGUCGUGCUGCCUGCAACAGGCCACGAUGCAGAUCAUGAAUUGCAGGUAUCUUGUUUUCAGCUUUGGACUCUUGAUUGCGGGCCCCGGUAUAGCGAUUCUCUGUUCAACGGGAUGGCCUGUAUGGUAGCGGUUACAACAUUGCGUAACGCCGCUGCACUCUGGUUUAUCGGUGUUCCCACAUCCAUUCCGCGCACUUCAAUAUUAUGUUAUGCACACGUGUGGUGUGCAUUGUUGAACUUCGCCAUGUGCAUGAAAGUACUUGCACCCAUGCCAUUUUCUUUGUUCCCCUCGUUGAUAUAUAUAUAUAUACGAAGUAGUUUGUGGUAUGCGUAGGAUCUUUUACACAUUCUGUAGUUGUGUUUAUUUCGAUUUCCCUCCUAGGACUGGGAGGAGGGCUGGGCAGGUUGACGGGAACAGCUGUGGACGAGCACUACGCACGGUAGUCUAGCACUCCCUGGGUUCGGACUGGUGUAAGGAGCCUUUGACGGUGCAUCUUGAUUUUUCCUCUCUUGUCGUGAUAUUAUUGUCCACUACGCUCUAUUAGCCUAUUUCUUAGUCUAUUUAGCUCUUCUACCUGGUACAACACCGAAAUAUACCAUUUAUUUUGACUUCGAGUUGGGGCGAUGCGCUUUUACACCGCUCUUCGAGGGUUUUCUGUAGGCCUUUCUGGUGAAGUCUUCGUUUCACAAUAAGGAAUUUUGAGUUUUGUAUUUCUUGAGGUGUGGGCAUUUUCGGAUUCUCUUCCCUGCUGUAUACAGCUGCUGUGGAUCCUGUUGUACCUUGUUUUCAAGGUUGGUUAGCUUGUGGCCCACGGAAGUCGUUUCGUCCAAAUGAGGAGAUGAUACUGCUGAAAGGUAUCGGAUAUUGUAGGCGAGAGACUUUCAAUGAAGAUCAAAUGACGACCUCACCCUGCAAGCCGUCAUGUACAAUAAGGCUG
This is a messenger RNA of Ectocarpus sp. CCAP 1310/34, 5621 nucleotides long. NCBI's taxonomy places the organism in Eukaryota, Phaeophyceae, Ectocarpales, Ectocarpaceae. The record is from the annotation of a GenBank genome assembly.